AUGUGGGCAUCGAAUGGAGGUCAUUUUGAAUUAGCACAAGAACUGUUGAAGAAUGGAGCUGAUGUGAAUAUUGUUAGUCAAAAUGGCGACACAGCAUUGAUACUGUCAUCAUAUGAAGGACAUCUGGAAUUAGUACAUGAAUUAUUGAUGAAUGGAGCAUGUGUGAAUGUGGUUAAUAAAUAUGGAGACACAGCAUUGAUAGAGGCAUCGCAUGAAGGACACCUGGAAAUAACACAAGAACUGUUGAAGAAUGGAGCAGAUGUGAAUGUGGUUAAUCAAAAUGGCGACACAGCAUUGAUGCGGGCAUCGCAUGAAGGAUAUUCUGAAAUUCUCGAAAUAACACAAGAACUGUUAAAGAAUGGAGCAGAUGUAAAUGUGGUUAAUAAAAAUGGCGACACAGCAUUGAUACGAGCAUCGUGUAAUGGACAUCUUGAAAUAACAAAAGAAUUGUUGAAGAAUGGUGCAGACGUAAAUGUGUUUAAUAAAAAUGGCGACACAGCAUUAAUACGGGCAUCGCAAGCAAGACAUCUUGAAAUAACACAAGAACUGUUGAAGAAUGAAGCAGAUGUAAAUGUGGGUAAUCAAAAUGGCGAGACAGUAUUAAUACUGACAUCACAUGAAAAAUAA
This is a messenger RNA of Dalotia coriaria, 627 nucleotides long. RefSeq names its product ankyrin repeat domain-containing protein 29-like. Gene Ontology annotation, molecular function: protein binding. Lineage: Eukaryota; Metazoa; Arthropoda; Insecta; Coleoptera; Staphylinidae. The transcript has a single exon. The coding region runs from base 1 to 627 and encodes 208 amino acids. The record is from RefSeq and is a predicted model, not a curated record.